Molecule: messenger RNA, 961 nt
Organism: Musa acuminata subsp. malaccensis (wild Malaysian banana)
Lineage: Eukaryota; Viridiplantae; Streptophyta; Magnoliopsida; Zingiberales; Musaceae
Product: zinc finger protein ZAT11-like
Source: RefSeq, a predicted model, not a curated record
ACCUCCUACACUCCCCAACAGCUUCAUACUUCCUUUUAUCUUUGAGGAAACAGCUUCGUUUGUUGCACACCAUAAGACAUGAAGAGAUACAUAAUCGGAGGAGAGAUAGACGGCGUUAGGAUGGCCCAUGUUUUAAUGCUUCUCUCUCGAGGAGGAGGAGGUGGUGGUGGCGGCGGAGUAGACGAGAGUGGUCGCUUGGCGCAGUCGGCGUCGUCGUCGUCGUCAGGAGGUCGGAUGUUCGAGUGCAAAACCUGCAACCGGCAGUUCUCUUCCUUCCAAGCGCUCGGUGGCCACCGAGCGAGCCACAAGAAAUCUAGGCUGGCUGCCGGUGAUCACGGCCGAGCGGAAGCCGUGGCUGAUAAGCCGAAGGUCCAUCAGUGUUCCAUCUGCGGGCAGGAGUUCGCCCUCGGGCAGGCUUUAGGAGGCCAUAUGAGGCGGCACAGGACCACGACCGAAGGAUUCGUGCAUAGCCUCGCAGAGAAGAAGACCGGCGACGACCGGGGAGGGAUGUUUCUGGACUUGAACUUGCCGCCUCUAGAGAAUGAACUCAAGCUUGGAGAUUGUGGAUGAUAUUCGCAUGUUCCUUCGACUUCUUCUGCAUGCAUGUUGGUGCUCUUUCCAUUUUGGACGUUGCAUCACAUGUCACAACAUGCAUGCAUGUUCAUGUUCUUUAUCGAGGACUUCGUCGUCUCCUCCUCCCUUCUUCUUUCCAUGUUGUACGUUGCAUCACAUGUCACAACAAGCCCUUUGUUGAGGACCUUCCCAUUGGUUGCCACCGUUGGUAGACCGGCUUAGUUUUAUGUUUAUACCUUUUUGCACAGGAAUCGUUGUCUGCUCUAACAAAUGCUUUUUUUAAUUUCUUUUUCUCUUUUUGAGGGGAAUAUUUUUUAUGAGAAAGAAAAUUACUGUCUUCUCAAUGUUAGCCAACAACUCGAUUUCUUGUACGGCAAAUUCUCGAGAA